This is a messenger RNA of Lodderomyces pseudojiufengensis, 2139 nucleotides long. It is a transcript of the gene SUP35, whose product is annotated as translation termination factor GTPase eRF3. NCBI's taxonomy places the organism in Eukaryota, Fungi, Ascomycota, Pichiomycetes, Serinales, Debaryomycetaceae. The record is from RefSeq and is a predicted model, not a curated record. The transcript has a single exon. Gene Ontology annotation, biological process: translational termination; nuclear-transcribed mRNA catabolic process, deadenylation-dependent decay; translation. Gene Ontology annotation, cellular component: translation release factor complex. Bases 1 to 2139 code for a protein of 712 amino acids. Gene Ontology annotation, molecular function: GTP binding; translation release factor activity; GTPase activity.
AUGUCCGAUCAAUACAAUCAAGAUAAGUUGAAUCAAGAUUUUCAAAAUACAUCACUUGAUGGUGAGCAAUCUCAGCAAGCUUACUCCAACUCAUACAAUCCAAAUCAAGCUCAAUCUUUUGUGCCAUCUUCAGGUUAUCAACAGUUUCAAAAUUUUCAACCUCAACAACAGCAACAAUUUGGAGGACCUAAUCAAUAUCAAGGUAGUUAUCAAUCAAAUUACAACAAUAAUAAUAAUAACAGAGGUGGUUACAACCAAUAUAACAGUAGAGGAGGAUAUCAACAAUAUAAUAGCAGACAGCAGUACAAUGGGGGUCAACAAUACCAACCACAACAACAAUAUGGAGGAUAUCAAUCAUAUAACUCACAAGCUUCUCAACCACAACAAUCUCAAGGAAUGUCAUUAGCUGACUUUGAAAAACAAAAACAAUCUCAACAAGCUUCUUUGAACAAACCAGUUAAAAAGACUUUAAAAUUAGCCCCAUCAUCUGGUAUAAAAUUGGCCAAUAAAAAGGCUGAGACAAAAGAAGAUAAUAAAGAACCAUCUCCUGCUCCUUCAACUAAAGAUGAAGUGAAAGAAGAAAAAUCAAAACAAGAAAGUGCAAACGAAACUCCAGCAACAUCAUCUACCAAGGAAGAAAUUAAAGAAUCUACUCCUACACCAGUUUCAAAUCCAGUUAAAGAGUCAUCUCCAGCACCAAAGGAAUCAACGCCAGCACCAAAAGAAUCAACUCCAGCUCCAUCAAAAUCUAGUACUGCAAAAUCUUCGACUCCUGCACCAUCAGUAUCAGCCGAUGCAGUUGCAAAAGAACAAGAAGAUGAAGUAGAUGAAGAAGUUGUAAAAGAUAUGUUUGGAGGUAAAGAUCAUGUAUCUAUAAUUUUUAUGGGUCAUGUUGAUGCAGGUAAAUCAACAAUGGGUGGUAAUAUUUUAUAUUUAACUGGUUCAGUUGAUAAAAGAACUGUUGAAAAAUAUGAAAGAGAAGCAAAAGAUGCAGGUAGACAAGGUUGGUAUUUAUCAUGGGUAAUGGAUACAAAUAAAGAAGAAAGAAAUGAUGGUAAAACUAUUGAAGUUGGUAAAGCAUAUUUUGAAACUGAUAAAAGAAGAUAUACUAUAUUGGAUGCUCCAGGUCAUAAAUUAUAUGUAUCUGAAAUGAUUGGUGGUGCAUCACAAGCUGAUGUUGGUAUUUUAGUUAUUAGUGCUAGAAAAGGUGAAUAUGAAACUGGAUUUGAAAAAGGUGGUCAAACCAGAGAACAUGCUUUAUUAGCUAAAACUCAAGGUGUUAAUAAAAUAAUUGUUGUUGUAAAUAAAAUGGAUGAUCCAACUGUUAAUUGGUCACAAGAUAGAUAUAAUGAAUGUACUACUAAAUUAGGAAUGUAUUUGAAAGGUAUUGGUUAUAAUAAAGAUGAUAUUAUUAAUAUGCCAGUUUCAGGUUAUACAGGAGCUGGAUUAAAAGAUAGAGUUUCAUCAAAAGAUUGUCCAUGGUAUAAAGGUCCUUCAUUAUUAGAAUAUUUGGAUAAUAUGGAUACUUUAAAUAGAAAAAUCAAUGGUCCAUUUAUGUUACCAAUUUCUGGUAAAAUGAAAGAUAUGGGAACAGUAGUUGAAGGUAAAAUUGAAAGUGGUCAUGUUAAAAAAGGUUCAAAUUUAUUAUUGAUGCCUAAUAGAACAUCAAUUGAAGUAUUAACUAUAUAUAAUGAAACUGAACAAGAAUGUGAUUCUGCUUUCAGUGGAGAACAAGUAAGAUUAAAAGUUAAAGGUGUUGAAGAAGAAGAUUUACAAGCUGGUUAUGUAUUAACAUCACCUAAAAAUCCAGUUAAAACAGUUACAAGAUUUGAAGCACAAAUAGCAAUAGUUGAAUUAAAAUCAAUUUUAUCAAAUGGGUUUUCAUGUGUUAUGCAUUUACAUACUUCAAUUGAAGAAGUUAAAUUUAUUGAAUUAAAACAUAAAUUAGAAAAGGGAACAAAUAGAAAAUCUAAAAAACCACCUGCUUUUGCUAAAAAGGGUAUGAAAAUUAUUGCAAUAUUAGAAGCAUCUGAAAGAGUAUGUGCUGAAACUUAUAGUGAUUAUCCUCAAUUAGGUAGAUUUACUUUAAGAGAUCAAGGUACAACUAUUGCAAUUGGUAAAAUUACUAAAUUGUUAUAA